CCCCCAUGUGUGUCGCCCCGCACCGGUAUCGCUGGGCUGACGGGUGAGUGACCUUCGCGGGGCGCUGGGUGAGGGGGUGCAGGGAGUCGGUGUACACAGAUCCUGGACUGGACUUUUUUUUGUGUGUGUGUUUGGUUUUUUGUUUUUUUUUUUUUUUUUAAUUGAAUAAUCUGUACCCUGCUGACUGAGAAUCCAGAUUUGAGUUAUCUUCUUUUUUUUUAACUUCCUCCCUUCAUCACUGGAAGAGCACAGCAGUGGCUCCUUGUUCACUUCAAUGUCAGUUUGCUGCUAAUGGGUGUAAGUAAAUUAGACGUCUUGUACAGAAAGCUUCUUCUCACUAAACUUUUCAUCAGAGGAUGGGGAAAGCCAGAGGAUCUGAAAAGAAUAUUUGAAUUCAGAAAGAUUAUUGGAAACAGGGAAAAAUGCCAGACGCUGGUUUCAAAAGAUUACCCAGUGUUCAUUGACAAGGUUGAGGAGCAAUCUGACUGUAAAAUCCUUGAGGGACACUUCAUUUCACCAUUGGCUCAUUAUGUCCCAGGUAUCCUGCCUGUCGAAUCUAUUGUAGCAAGAUUUCAGUUCAUCAUACCCAGAAGAUGGAAUAGCAAACACAGACCUGUAUGCAUUCACUUAGCAGGCACUGGGGAUCAUUACUUCUGGAGGAGACGCACACUAAUGGCACGCCCAAUGAUCAAAGAAGCCUGUAUGGCUUCCCUGUUGCUAGAAAAUCCUUAUUAUGGCUGUAGAAAACCUAAGGAUCAAUUACGGUCGUGUUUAAAAAAUGUCUCGGACCUGUUUGUGAUGGGAGGAGCUCUUGUUCUAGAAUCGGCAGCUCUUUUGCACUGGCUAGAGAGAGAAGGCUAUGGACCACUAGGGAUGACUGGAAUAUCCAUGGGAGGACAUAUGGCUUCGCUGGCAGUGACAAACUGGCCUAAACCAUUGCCAUUGAUUCCGUGUCUUUCCUGGUCAACAGCUUCUGCAGUCUUUACUACGGGUGUGUUGAGCAAGGCAGUGAACUGGAGAGAGCUAGAGAAACAGUAUUUUACCCAAGCUGUUUAUGAAGAAGAAAUCAUUCAAAUGCUCGAAUACUGUGGAACGGAUUCUUUCAAGAUGGGACAAGACUUUGUUAAAAACUUCCCUGACAGUGUGGAUAGUCUGGAGGAUGUGGAUGUAACUUCCAGAAUGUUCAGCCUUGAUUCCUCAAACAAGACUGUUCACAGCUUUCCCACAAAUAAAAGUACGCUAAGUGCCUCAUCAGAAGGACUUUUAAUACAAGAAGCUCCUACAAUCCAGUGUAUAAAUCAAACAUUUUCAACCAGUAGCAAUAGCAAUAAAAACUUCACCAGCCCACAAGGACACAGGAUAAAUAAAAGAAGAAAGAGCGACACUUUACAGAGAGAAUCAUUAAGGUUCAUGAAAGGAGUGAUGGAUGAAUGUACCCAUGUAGCUAACUUCUCAGUUCCUGUUGACCCAAGUUUAAUCAUAGUUGUACAAGCUAAGGAGGAUGCGUAUAUUCCUCGAACUGGUGUGCGCAGUCUUCAAGAAAUCUGGCCUGGAUGUGAAAUCAGGUAUCUGAAUGGAGGUCAUGUCAGUGCCUACCUCUUCAAACAGGGACUCUUUAGGCAAGCGAUUUAUGAUGCAUUUGACCGCUUUCUUCAGAAAUACGCAGUCUAAAAAUCUUCAUAACGUACUGGAACUGAUCUCAUUUGUACUGCCACUUACUGGAACUCAUGUUUGGACAACAAGCCUAUUGCAACGUUGAGUAGACAGUCACUGACUUUGACUGUUGUAGGUGAGGAGUAUGGAAAAUGGUAAAGUACCAGCAUUACUUCCAUUUCAACCAAAUGCCGUCCUGACACACUUGCUUCAGCUUUACCUGUGAAAAAGCAAAGGCAGCAUUUGCCAGUGCAUGGAUGAUUCAUGUGCUUCGUAUUUAAUCACAUUGUGUGUUCUUUUGAUUCUGAAUAAACUCUGAAUGGUGUACCUGUUGAAAACAAACCAAUCUGAGAAUUGAAAGAAUGUAAAAUUUGCUGCAGGGCUAAGAUGCUCACCUGCCUUCAGUGUCUUUCCUGUUGGUUCCAGGUACUUAGGUUUCCUCCUGCUUUCUUGUAGCCUUGCUAUUCCUGUCGUGUUGUAUUAUGGCAUUGCCAGCACUCGACCUCUUGUGUUUGUCACCAGCUUCCUCUAUUAAAAAUUGACAAUGAGCUGCAAUAGAAGGGGCAGCAUCAAAUCUUGCAAAAAGAGACUUUGGAAAUUCAGGGAAGAGCAAGCGAGAGAGAAACAUUUUCAUUCAAUGCAUCCAUAAGAUUUUUCUGCCACUGAAUUAAAUGGUGCCAUUCUAGAAGAAUCAUGUAGUAAUUAAUUGAUUUGUUUCACAGAACUAGAAUGAGUGAAAAUGGAGUGUCUAGUAGUUAAUUGUUUACAUGCAUACAGUUGGGUAACAAACUUUUUCUCCUGGAUUAUUUUUUAGAAUGCUAGAGGAAAUAAGAGUGUAAUCAUUUUUCUGUACGAGCAGCAGCACAGAGAAUUUGAUUCUAAGCAGUUAAUUCAGCAACAAAUUAUAUGGUGCUAUAAAGACCUGUUGGAAAUAUUUCAGCAGAUCCUUUUUAAAGUGCACUCAGUGCCAAUAAGAAAAAUAAAGUUUCACUGUAUAGUAUUAGAAAUGCAUGUGGGACUAACGCUGAUCAAAACAGAUUAGCUUUUUAUUUUUCAGCACUGUGUUUUUAAUUGGGCGGAAAAUAAAUAAAAGAGGAUUAUGAACACAUUCAAGAAAAUCCAAAGUCUGUUGUUUCCUCUUUGGGGAUCAAAAAUGCCAACAAGUCACAGUAGAAUAAACGAUCAUUGUGCAUCAGCUGUACGUGGUAUCUGUCCACAUCUUAUUUUGUGGCAAUUGUGUGUAACGUCCUCAAAAAGCUAGUUUGCAAAGAAGUUCAAAUCUGAAACACUUCACUAUUAAUUGUAGUACAGUUAUGGCUGGAGUCACAUAGAAACAGAGAAAUCCAUCCAUUUCUCAGGAUAUGUGACUUCUACACCUUUCAAAUCAAGCACCUAAUUGAUCACCAUGGUUAACUUAUAAUGAUUUGUAGUAGGCAGAGUAUGAAGCAAGUGGAGUUCAGUGGAUAUAAAUAUAUUCUCCUGAAUUUUAGUCUGGCAGACAGGACUAAUCUGGUCAGAAAUUAUGGUUCACCUGAAAAUUAGAUCAGUUCAGGUAAAACUGAAUUGCCUCUAUUUGUGAAAACUUAGAUUAUUUAACAUACAAAUCUACUGAAAAUGCGAAAGAAGUUAUAUUCUGUUGGAAGUUAAGUUGCUUGUUUGAAGUGGGUUUUUUUCCUUUCUUUAGGCAGUGUUGGGUUUAUAUGUAUGGGGAGCAAACAUGAAGUGACUAGUGUGUUUAAAUAGAGUAAAGCACAGAAUGUUGAAAGGUUUGAAAUCAAAUAUUGGUAAGCUUACAACUUCACAAUUGAAGGCUUGGAUGCUAUCCUAAAAGAUUUAUGGGGUUUACAUUUUACAAGCUCAUUCUUACACAAGUCUGAUGUUCACCAGCUUUUUUACAUCUCACAUUUUAAAUGUAUUUGUCUGUUUUAUGCCCUGUCUCUAUUGCAGCUAUGAGAAAGGGAGAUAACCGGUGGCAAGGAAAAGGGCUUGAAUAAAUGGAGUAAGGCAGGGAGAAGGCACACAAAAAAUCAGCUUCUUUACGCUACAGAGUGUAAGAUGCCAAAGUAAAUAUUUUCAAAGCGCACAAUACUAGGAGUUACACAACUGAUGAGAGCUUGACAUCCUGAGGUUAGUGUUCUGCCCAUGUUAACUUGCCAAGAGGGCUUACUCUUUGCAGGAGCAGAUUUAUUGUAAUAGUACGCCUGUUUGUGAGAGUGUCUUUUGGGAUAAGUAGUGAAAGACUGGUCUCUGACAUGAGUAAGAAAUGACACUUUGCUCAGUAACGACAGUUGUGUUGCCAAAUGUGAAAGCCCAGUAAGUAGCAUUUAAGAAAUUUCUCAGGUUAGAAUAUCAAAAAGGAAGAAUGAGUUCUGUGAUCUGUUUCUGCCAGUUAUCAGACACGGGAAGCUCUUAGCUGGUCUGUGAAGGGGGGAAUCUUGCUGUGUAAAUGUUUUUAACCUUUGGAAAACAGACUUUUUAAACCAGAUUUUAAGGUUAAUUCCUAAGAAAGCAUUGUUAAUAAUCCAUUUUGAUGUUUAAUGAGAAUGUGAUUUUAAUCCAGCAAGUGCAUGAGAAAAACAUUGGGUUAAGGUACCUGCUGUUUGGGUCUAGUGCAGGAAAACCAUUCUGUAUGUCUUAAAUUCAUUGUCAAACUGGCCUUGAUCAUUUUUUUUUGUUUUAAUGUUUUU
Cuculus canorus (common cuckoo) is the source of this 4340-nucleotide messenger RNA. It is a transcript of the gene ABHD18, whose product is annotated as abhydrolase domain containing 18. Bases 292 to 1671 code for a protein of 459 amino acids. The record is from RefSeq and is a predicted model, not a curated record. The transcript is spliced from 14 exons. NCBI's taxonomy places the organism in Eukaryota, Metazoa, Chordata, Aves, Cuculiformes, Cuculidae.